Molecule: messenger RNA, 174 nt
Organism: Schizophyllum commune H4-8
Lineage: Eukaryota; Fungi; Basidiomycota; Agaricomycetes; Agaricales; Schizophyllaceae
Exons: 1
Coding region: 1-174 (57 amino acids)
Source: RefSeq, a predicted model, not a curated record
AUGCCCCCUCCCGCUUUUGUCCAUGACCCCGCCAUUACGACCAUACUGUACCUGCACUCGCUAAGCUUUAUCUGCCUAUCACUAAGUCCAUCUCGUAUAUAUGCCAGCCACAUCAUCACACAAUACUGGGGCCAACCUCGCUUGAUAAUUCCGCAUUCCUUGGUUUUCUACUAG